AGUGCCGAUUGGCGGAGGGGGCGAAUGGCCUGAAGCCCCUGCUGCUAUGCUAGUGUUGUCUGCGCGCGCAUCGCGGUUCCGUUUCCGCCGAGUUUAAUAUCGCUCCCCGCCCCCUUUGCGCCUUGUUUUUCCGGUGUAUAUUUGAGGAAUAAUGGCGAUAACGAGGCGCCGGAUACCCGCCCCAAAUAAAUACACGUGGUUUAAAGUUAUGGAAGAAUUGACUGGUCCCAAUGUACAGGUUGUACUUGGUAUUAAAGAAGGGAAUGGAUUCAGCCAGCUUGAAAAUCCAACAGUUAUUGUUGCGACGCUGAACGGACACUCGUUGGAAACUGACCUUGUAGAUCCUGACCUACAUCCGCAAUACGCGACCGAUUUAGUAUGGGAUGCGGACAAGAGCGGAGUGCGAAAAAUGAGAGUGGACCAUGUUCCAUUGAAACUAGAAUGUUUUGCAGUCGACGACAGCGGAUUACGAGAAAAAAUUGGAUACAUUUUACUCCCUCUGAGAUCGGCGCAAAUAAUACCUCGGGACAAAAGCACAAAUGUUAAAGUUAGUUGGCACAAGCUUCUCGGAGUCAAAUCAGAGCUGAGAGUAUCUGUUCCGGAAAUACUUCUUAGUCUAACCAUAGAAGAUAGGGAAAUGGUCUCGGGCCAAAGUUACAGCAACAUUCAGCAAAAGGCAGAACUAGAAAUGGAAUCUACCCUGUCAACUGUAAGUGCAACACCUAGGCUACUACAUGAAGAACGCUUGAUACAACUGGGUCCAGAUUCAACAUCUCGAGAUCUCUUUCUUUUGAGUAUCAUAGCUGGAAAAGCUGACCAUUUAGAAUACCUCGUUCAAAGGGGCGUUAACGAUCUCAGAGAAAAUUUCAGCUUCUGGUAUCAAAUAUUGAACAACGAUAUACAACUAAAAUCGUUCAAAAAACUGCCUGACAAAUCUCAUACUCUAAAUGAAAAAAUAGUAAUUCGAAUACGCAGUUGUCUCAAUGUAUUGAAGCACUAUUUUCAAGAGAAUCCCUACCUGCUUGUGAAACUUCAGUAUGGCAACACUCUUGUUGGGCAAUGCAAAGUGGACCUUCGUCCCCUAGUUCCAAGUGAAAAUAUCACAGAUUAUUCUAACAAUUCCGGUGAUACUAGUAUGGCCUUAGACCAGCAGUGUUAUCUAGCAAUGGAUAAUGUCACAGAAUCUAUUCCGAAAGGAAAAACGCCAUCUGUAGAAAUUCAAUUACGACUUCAAUAUGUUGGAUACAAGAGCGUGAAUUCAAAGAGUCAUAUAAAGUCUCAAGAUCCGAGUUCAAAUGUAGGUGCCGAAAAUUAUGAUGUCGCAUCUUACUUGGCUGGUAAUAGUUGGGUUCAACAUGCUGAUUUGGAUAUCAAGGAUAGCCAUCAUUAUCGUAAUUCAGUUGAUAAAACAAAAUCAGAAAUUGAAGCACACAGAAAUCCUGGAGGUGAUUUUGGGAAAUGCAUUAGUCUUAAUCAACCGGUUGGGCAUUUCAAAAAUCCAAACAAACAUUCAUCGAGUUGUGAAGUCAUCAAAGAACAAGCAGCUGAUGUGAUCUUUUCUCACUCUGCGGAUGCAAUAUUGCACUCAGGCUCUAAUAAAGAAUGUUCAAGAAGCAUCAAAGCAUACCACUGCUACUGCUUGAGCAUUUUACUAGAAAGUAUAAAAUUUUCACAAGAAUUGGAGACAGAGAAUAUUAAUUUUUGUUUUCAUCACCCAAAAGCACAACUUGUGUCGACUUUGCAACGAAAAAUUCCUGGACUGUCAACAAAAAAAUUGUCUCUGCAAGAUAUUCAAUGCAAAUUACACUUCGUAUCAUCCGCAGAUGAGAUAGGAAAGCUUUUAAUAUCGUUUCCACCUAGAGUUAGUAUUUGCAAUGCUGAAGAUAACGUUGAAGUUUGCUUGGCUCAAGCUGUUCUUGACGUUACACAGUUAUUCAACAAAAGUAAGCCACAGUGUAAACUCGGAGUGCCACUACUUGGCUCAGACGAAAAAGAAAUUGGAAUUUUGGAUGUAAAAAUGAGUUUAGAAGAUUGUGGCCCUUACCACAGAACAAAAAGAGGAAAAACUGACGAAGACCUGGGUCCUCCAAUAUUAGACGACAGUUUGGCAUAUAAAAUUGUUGAAGAAUUGGAAACUUGGAAGGAGAGACAGCAGGAAAUAUUUCGAGUUGAGCUGAAACGAAAAGAAGAACGACAUUUGAAUUUGUUGAGCGACGAGUGGCAAAAACGCAGACAGGCGUUGGAAACUAAAUUAGCUUGUAGUGUGGAACAAUGCAAAAUGUUAGCUAAUAGUUUGAAUAAUGCUACCGAAGAUUUACGAAUUAGAAGACUUAAGAGUUUGGAAAAAGAGGCUAGGCUAAUCAAAGCUAAUGAAGAUUUACAAUGGAGAUAUGAUCACAAGCUACAGGAGCUGCGGGAAGCUUCGCAGCGCUUACAGGAUGAUCUCAAUCAUAAGUUAUCCAUCUUAGAAGAACAAAAAAACGUGCUCGAGGCGAAAGUGGAACCAUUACAAUUAGAAAACGAUAAAUUGAAAAACAUCGUCAGUCAGCUAACAGAGGAACUGGAAGUUUAUCAGAAGGGAUCACUGACGCAAGAUCAAACAGCUUUGUUGCUACAAGAGCUUAAAGGAAUGGAAGAAAAAUUGAAUAACACUCAGAAGAGUAAAUCCUUCUUUAAAGAGCAAUGGGGCAAAGCUGUGAGAGAGAUUCACAGAAUGAAAAUGGAUCAUCAGCAAGCGGUAGAAGUUCAUAUCAAAAAUAGCAAGGAAGAGUUGAAAAAUAUUCACUUGGAAGACGUUCUAUGCACAGACUCGAAAGAAUUAUUGAAUGAUCAAAUACUACUUGGUGAGAUACAACAGGAAAUCAAUGUAAUCAAACCUAAACCUGCCUUCAUGCAGAUGAAUAUGGAUGACCAAGCGUUUAUACGACCUUCAAACUUAUAUUCUAAGUCUAGCCAUAGCAUGGCUAGAUCAGAAAUGUCAGCCAGAUCUGAAGAAAUCGAUGAAAAAUUGAAAAAUUUAAUUGAAGAACGCGACUCUCUCUUAAAAACGGGUAGCUAUUCAAUAGACGAUACGGUUAUUAUGAAACUCAACAACGAAAUUAGAUCUCUUUUAAUUACGAGCUGAAAU
Neodiprion fabricii is the source of this 3127-nucleotide messenger RNA. It is a transcript of the gene rha, whose product is annotated as centrosomal protein of 120 kDa. Gene Ontology annotation, biological process: centrosome cycle; positive regulation of centriole elongation; interkinetic nuclear migration. The record is from RefSeq and is a predicted model, not a curated record. The transcript has 13 exons. Gene Ontology annotation, cellular component: centrosome; centriole. NCBI's taxonomy places the organism in Eukaryota, Metazoa, Arthropoda, Insecta, Hymenoptera, Diprionidae. Bases 152 to 3124 code for a protein of 990 amino acids.